Lucilia sericata (common green bottle fly) is the source of this 1588-nucleotide messenger RNA. Its product is annotated as probable G-protein coupled receptor Mth-like 3. Gene Ontology annotation, molecular function: G protein-coupled receptor activity. The transcript is spliced from 7 exons. The record is from RefSeq and is a predicted model, not a curated record. NCBI's taxonomy places the organism in Eukaryota, Metazoa, Arthropoda, Insecta, Diptera, Calliphoridae. Bases 54 to 1514 code for a protein of 486 amino acids.
GUUGCAAACAAAUCAUUUAAUUAAUUAAUAGUGUCGCUUAAACAAUUCUUAAAAUGAAUUUUAGAAUACAUUGCAUACUUUUAAUAUGGCAUCUUUAUUACGAAAUUUCACCAAUAUCCACACUUAACAUCGUCAAACAAUCGAAAUGUGAUUUUAAGCACACUGUGAAUUUAACAAAUUAUCAUAAAUAUCAAAAUGAUUCUUUUCUGUAUCAGGGAAAAAUAAUACCACCUGAGAUAUUAGCUCUCUAUGAUUAUGCUGUAUUAUGGGGAAAAAAUAAAUCGGUUCCGUUGCAUGUGAGAGGUUGUGUUUGUGAUAGAUAUCCUUGCAUUAGACUGUGCUGUGAAAAGGAUGAAUACUACGAUGAAAUUACCAAAAACUGUGAAAAAUUGAAUAAGGAUAUAGAAAUGCUAUGGAAAUUACGAAUAGAACACUUUUCUGGCAAAUUUAAAAUCAGUAAUAUUAUGAAUGAAUUCAUUAUUGAAAUUGGUUUACCCUGUUUGGAAUCAAUGACACUUAAGAAAAUUGAAGAUACCACAACAUUAUUUCAAACCGGAUUUUUACAAACUCCAUAUAAUCGUUUUGAAAGUUCCGAAUUCUGUUACUCACCACAUUUGACGAAUAAUUUCACUUAUAUAUUAAAACCAUUUACUUGUCUCCCAGACAAUAACACAUUCAGGAAAGGUACAUUUACACUGAUGAAAUUUUUAACGACAUGGAAAAGUUGGACAAAUAUCGAAGUACAAGGUUUUAUAUCGUUACUAUUUUUAAUAUCCACCACACUUUUGUAUUAUUUCCUUAAAGAUUUAAGGAAAAAUCUGAGUGGUAAACUGUAUUUUUGUUAUCUUUAUGGGAUGACAAUGAGUUAUAUAAUUUUUGCUAUUCUUAAUUUAACGCAUUUUCUAUGGAGUCGUAUAUGGAUUAUUAUAAUUGGUUUUACUGGUUUAGUUAUUCAUACAAUUGCGAUAUUAUGGCUGAAUGUAUUCGGUUACUAUAUUUGGAGAGAUCGCAAUAGUAAAGCGAACUCUAAACUGUUUUCCAUAUAUUGUGUAAUUGUUGGUUCGAUUGCUUGCCUGGCAUCGUGCUUUAUAAUUUUUGGAAAGAUGUCUGAAAGUUAUCUUGUGAAUAGCGGAGGAAUUCUUGAUAAAAUAUUGUGGUGGAAUAAUCAAAGAUGGUUUUCACUUCAAAUUAUCAUUCCAACUGUUUUAAUUUUACUUUUCAAUUGUGGAAAAUUAAUUCUAUUAACAAUAAUUAUCACAAGGAGGCGAGACAGUGGGACACAUAAUAAACUGUUUUUAAAAAAGAACGCAAUUAUUUUCAUACGUUUAUUUGUAAUAUUAGUUAUUCCUUGGUUCUUUAAAAUCUAUUUACCUUCAAUUGCCGAUGCCAUGCAAGGAACUAUAAUAUUUUUAUCGUCUGUUUUGAGAAAAGAGAUUUGGAUUUUAUUGAAAAUGAAAUUUAAAAUGGUUCGAAUACCGCAUGAGAAUGUUAUCGAUACAGAAUCUUUAGAAUAAUAUCUGUAUUUUGUGUGUUAUAUUCAUGUUUAUCUCCACCGAUUUAAAGCAAAUAAAAUUAUUAUCAAGUUUAA